Lepidothrix coronata (blue-crowned manakin) is the source of this 10039-nucleotide messenger RNA. It is a transcript of the gene BUB1B, whose product is annotated as BUB1 mitotic checkpoint serine/threonine kinase B. Gene Ontology annotation, molecular function: ATP binding; protein kinase activity. Bases 1 to 2421 code for a protein of 806 amino acids. The transcript is spliced from 15 exons. The record is from RefSeq and is a predicted model, not a curated record. NCBI's taxonomy places the organism in Eukaryota, Metazoa, Chordata, Aves, Passeriformes, Pipridae. Gene Ontology annotation, biological process: meiotic sister chromatid cohesion, centromeric; protein phosphorylation; mitotic spindle assembly checkpoint signaling.
AUGGGGAGAAGGUGGACGUUUGAAUUUCGGGGCGGGCUGAGGCGGCGCUGCCGUUACUGCGCGAGGCUGAGGGGCGCGGGCCGUGAGGGACGCGCGGAGCCGAAAGGUACGCGGGGCUCAGGGGACAGAGGGGCCCGGGACUGUGAGGGUGGGGUUACUGACCUGGGCUUGUUUCAGGGCAAUUGCUGUCACGAGCCCUUGGAUCUGUACAGUUACCUGUGCAGCCAGGAGAUUGGCACCACGCUGGCACUGCUCUACAUCACCUGGGCAGAGGCACUGGAGGCCAGAGGGAACUUCAGGAAAGCAGAUCUGAUAUUCCAGGAAGGGCUUCAGCGCAGGGCUGAGCCUUUGGACAAACUGCAGUCCCAUCACAGGCAGUUUCAGGCCCGCGUUUCUCGGCAGGCACUGCUGGCACUUGAGGAAAGUCCAGAUGGAAAAGAUACAGGUCUGCUGGAAAUUGCAGAGCCUCAGAGAAGCUCAUUGGCAGAUCUCAAAGGCAGGGGGAAGAAAAAAGUGAGAGCGCCCAUUAGUCGUGUGGGAGAUGCAGUUAAAGUCACGAACCCAAACAGAAGCCUCAUGCCUCAGACUUCUCUGCAGCUUUCAAAUACUCCGGGUUUUGCUGUGUUUGAUGAAAAUUCAGCCUCUGUAGACGAGAUUCCCACGCUUACAGCACAGUCAUGGACAGCACCUCCAGCUCCCAGGGCCAAGGAGAAUGAACUCAGUGCAGGACCUUGGAAUUCUGGCAAGCGUCCGCGCAGCCGCAGCGCCUCCAACCCUGGCGUGGCAGUGCCCGGCCCCCUGCCCAGCUUCACCCCCUACGUGGACGAGUCAGCUCAGCCUCAAAUGAUGACUCCGUGCAAAAUCGAGCCCAGCAUAAACCACGUGCUGAGCGCUCGCAAACCUGAGAAGGAGGACCCGCUGCAGCGAGUGCAGCACCAUCAGCAGGACACUCAGGAGCAGAGGGAGAUGGUGAUGUACUGCAAGGACAAGGUUUAUGCUGGAGUCGAUGAAUUCUCUUUGGAAGAGAUUCGAGCUGAAAUCUACAGGAAGAAAGCGAAAAAGAAAACUGAAGAGGAAAUGCAAGCCAUAGCACAGAAGAAGGAAGAAAUACAAAGGCAAAUUGAGGAGCUGGAGAAGAAACUGAAAGAAGAUGACAAGCAGCAACAACCACGUGAACAGGCAGCAGAGAUAAGGGAAGCUUUGGCACCUUUGGGACCGCAAGGAUUUACUUCUUCCAGUGGAACAGAAGUUGGGGAGAAGCAGCUUCAGGGUCAAAGAGUAAAUCAGAGUGCGGACAGAAAGCUUCCAGUAUCCGGGGUACUUUUACUGACAGAGGUAAUCCAAUGGCAGAGACUCAUUACUGAGUUCCAGCUCACCUUGCUGUUCCUUGCCUUCAUAGGGGAUGAUGUGGCUCAGUUCCUGGGGAGUGCUGAGCAGCAUAAAAAGCUCUUGGAUCCUGUGCCAGAAUCACUGGCUGCUUCUCCAGAUUUUUACUUGGAGCCUGGAGCUCUGCCUGGCAUGGAGGUUGAGAAGGACAUUGAGCUGGGGCAUGAGACUUACUGCAUCAAAUGGGAAUACUGGAACAAUGAAGAAUACAAAAUGUUUUUUGCCGUUCCAGCCAACCUUUUCCAGCUGGAUGCAAAGGGAUUUGCAAUAAAGGUGUAUUCUCAGCCUGUGCCUUGGGAUUUUUAUAUCACCCUUGAGUUACAGAGGCGUUUGAAGGCUGACUUUGACCAGAGCUUCAGCGAGAGCUGCAGCUGCCACCUGUACCGGGAUGGCUGUGUCGUGGUGCACAGGGACAUCAACCGCUUCACGCUCGGGGAUGUUAUCCGUGGCCGCAAGUCCAUCACUGAGGAAGUCGUCUUCCUGGUUGUUUAUAAUCUUCUGGGUGUGGUAGAGAAGCUGCACAAGGCUGAGAUUGUCCAUGGAGAUCUGAGACCAGAGGUGUUCUUUCUGGGAGACAGGAUCUGUGAUGCCUUUGCUAACGAGGACAUGGCGAGUGCUCUGAAGGUGGUGGAUUUCUCUCACAGUCUGGAUUUGAGGUUGCAGUCUCGAGUGAGCUCGUGCAACAGCUUUCCCAUAUCUCAGACCCCUCAUGGGCAGCAGCUUCUGGCAGCAAGUUCUCUUCCUUAUCAGGUAGACUUGGUUGGCAUUGCAGAUAUAGUCCAUUUGAUGCUGUUUGGGGAUCAUAUCCAGGUCUAUCAGGAGAAUUCCAUCUGGAAAAUCAGCCAAAACUUACCAAAGACUGUUGACAGUGAUUUCUGGAGUAAACUUUUUGGGAGAGUUCUGAAUGCAGGUGGUAAGUCCACAGCGCCUCUGCUGCGGGAGUUGAGAGAGGAAAUUGGUGACAUGUUUGACAGCUGUUUCCAAGAACGACUUUGUGAGUCCUUAGCUGCCCUGGGAGUAACCUUCCUCCUCUAGAACUUCCUGUGACUUCACAGAGGACAAACACACCUUGUAUUAUAGAGAAGAAUUUGUUGUUGAUUUCUUAUUUAUUUUUUUCCAAUGUAAGCAUGACAGCGAUUGCAGCCGUGUCUGCGGUGCUUCACAUGGGACUUGCUAAAGGAUGUUUCUGUUGCAUCAGUGCCCAGAUCACUUAAGAGGCUUAGGAGGUUAACCUGUGUCUGAGCAGUUUGCCAGAGAAAAUUGUUUGUCAUGUCUGACCAAGCCCUUGUACAGCUCCUUCAAGAUGUGUUUCAUACCUGGUUCACACCGCGCUCUUUGGAAUGGCUUUGUCCUGCGUUCAGUUGGCCUUUCAAUUAGUGUUUGAUCAAUAAAGUUGUCUUUUGAGAGCAACUCAGUCACAUUAAACACUGCUGUCAGAUGGUUUUGAAAGACUGGGUUUAGUGCUGGAGCUGCUGGGGAUGUUUUGUGGCUGCUGGAUACAAGAGCCCCCCGUUUGGUGGCUCCUAACCACGUGGCAUUUCCUGGACACUGGAACAUAACCUGGAUGGUUCUGCUUGGAAUGUGCUCUCAUGGAUGGUUGUCAUAAGAAAAAGUAGAUGAAGACGUGAGUGGAAAAGCCACACACUUAAUUUUGGCUUCUUAAGGCAUUUUGUUUACUUUUGCAAGGGCUGCAGUUCCUGAUUGGAUUUGAGCAUCCUCCAGAAAUCUCCCUGAAGUCUCAAUUUGCCAUAAGUGAAGUGUUUGCAGGUUUUUGUGCGAGGUUUUGUGGAUAGAUAUUUGUGUUAACCUUUUAUACAUUCUAUUACUGAAACCAAUAAAAAGGCUUCAUUUUAUUCAAGACAACAGAAUUUACAUGAUCCAAACCCAACGUACUAUGUACUUUAAAUGCAGAGAAACUCCUCAGACUUGGCAUUUACUUCCUCACAGCUUCUGCCACGCAUGAAAGUGAGAGCACACAACUGCUUCACCAGGAACUUUAUUCUCCCUGGAAAGCCAGACUGGCUGGGUUCUUUCAUUUGGUUCAAUUGUCCAGCUAUGGUUCUGUUGAUUGUCCUGUUUGUGUUGUCUCCAAAUUCUGUUCUGGAACUUAAUUCUGGUUUUUUUUCACAUGGCUACAAGCCACCUUGUUUCCAGUUUUUUCUGCGUAUUCCAGCACUACUCCUCUUGCUUUGGCCUGUAUUCUUUUUCCUCUCCCAGCUUCUUAAUGCCUUUUUUUAUAUGCUCUUGUAAGUCAGGAAUGGGACCUAAAUGCCCUGAUAGACCAGCUUUAAUAUCUAAUGUAAAGUGCUGCAGAAGAAUUUAUUUUGGUCCAUUAAUGCCUUAAAUAAUGCUUCUUGUAGUACAAGUCAUUGAUAAGUCAUGUACUGAGCACGCAGAUAAAUAAUGAUUUGUCUCUAGCCAGAGUUAAGAGCCAAGAUCACUGGUAGAGCAACAAGGAGUCCAAUGCAUAGCUAAGUUCUGCAAGCUCUAAAAACAUUGCAUGUUUGUUCUUUAGCUGAAAUUUAUUUUCUUUUGCUGAUCCUCUAACUUUUGCCUUUUAGACAAAAUCUGGGGGGGUUUCACUUCCUCCUGUUUGAGUUUAUAUCCUGCAGCACAGGUCUGAAAACCAGGCAGCUUAGGAAGAGAACAUUGCUAAGCAAGUAUCGCUCACCCCAAGGACUUCUGAGGCAAGACAUGUUUCCAGCCAGUACAGAACAACUUCACCACGUCUAACUCAGACAGAAAGCCUUUGAGAACAGCCUGAAUGCACAGAUAAGAGCUCUCAGCAGAAGUUCAGCAAAGGUCUUUAAAAGCUGUAAGUGAACCUAUUUGUCUAUAAGGAGAUGUAUUUCAAAGCUGCAAUCCUCUACUAUUACUUUGAUGUUGACUUGGCACCUGUUUUCUUUCUGAACAAGAAGUGUGCUAAAUCCUUCUCCGUGUAAUAAGCCUGCCCCUCAUCAGUUAGUCUUCAUGUAUGUCCCAGACAACACAAAACUGCCCCCAAGUCCUGUAAAAUAAACACAGCAGUGUUUAUAACCCUGGCUGUAAUAAACACACACAAAUACCAGAGGGAGGAGCAGGGAUAACAAAGAGCAGUCACCUCUUGUGCUGGUUGUUCUGUUCUACUCCAGUGAAACUCUGCCUCUCUUCCACACAGGUAAGUCUCUGCUCCCCCAGCCCACGAGCUCAUUGCACCAACACGUACCAGGAGGGCAGGGAGGUCUUUUGACAUCCUUGUGUAUGUUCAAGUAACUCUGCCUCCAACCUUCAAAGCUUUUCCUAAGCAUCACUUCUGAAUCAUUGUGUAACAGGCAGAUGCUCUCACAGGCUGGGAUUGUCACAGACUUGUCACGAAACAGGAGAGAGACCAGCCUUGCCCAUGAGAUACCUGGAGAUAAAAAUUGUCUUAGCAGUGCCUAAGGAAAAGAGGCAACUACAGAUCCUGGGAUGACAGGAAGUGCCUCAGGGGGUGGCUGGCAGGGUGAAAUGUGUGAAGGGUGUACAAGUCCUAGUCAGGUUAUCACAAAACAAUAUGGUGAUGGAAUCUGAGCUCUAGCAAGUUUUAAUACACUGUUAUAUACAUAAAAGUGCACCAAGGAAAGUAAAUCCAAGGAAUAGAUCAUGGUUGUACCAGGUUAUUUGAGAAAAAAAACUUGACCAGAGAUACAACAGGGAUGUCUGAAAGAUCUCUGCAGUCUUGAAGUGCUUUGAUUCAGAAGCAGUGAGAGAAUCAAGCUGUUAAUGUCCACUCUAUUGUGUUAAGUGGAAAGGGGUCUAGAAAUAAUGGCAGGAAGUCACUAAGCCACAAAAAUAUGCUACCUAUAAAAAAAUGGGGGCUGAGGGAGCUGUGGGUGAGGCAAACCCCACAGGUGUGAGCCAUUUUCUGCCCUUAAGCUCUGGAGCUGCAGCUGGGGUUGGAGAAGUUGGUUCCACUGUCUCUAGGGCUCCUGGGGAACCAGUGCCCACACACAGGUGCUCCAGGUGACCCCUGAGUGCCAGGGAGUGGAACCACCAAUGGUGGGACAGAACCUAACGACUUUCCAAGGUACACCUGCACAUAGUUAAAUAUAUUGUGAGCUGGCACCCACCUGACCCCUGAAGAGAUCGUUGUAAGGAAGCUCAAGGAAGGCUGAGGAGCAUUCGUCAUCUGCUGGUCUCAAAAGGUAUGUGAUUUUUAGAUUUAAAAUCCUAAAUCUGACAUAAUUGAUAAAACUUAACAGAUAUAUUCUGAGUGCAGUUAUCUGAGACUUUCCCAGCCUGAGGUCUGUGUUAUACUGAUCAAGAGGUGUAAGCUUGGCCUUGUGCUAGCAGGUAAUACUUGGCUUUUUGAUUUUCCAAAAUGAACUAGAAGGGGUAGGAAACUCAGCAGGGCUACAAGGAUCUUGUGUGGUUAUGCAGGGAGAACACUAGAAGGGCCAAAGCCCAGUUAAAGCUUAACCUGGGUACUGCAGUAAAAACAUAAAAGCAACGGGACAAACAACAAAAGGAGGGCUGAGGAGAAUCUGUGAAGGGUGUUGGGGCACCCUCAGUAAGAAGUGGUUGAGUCACUAUUCCUGGAAGGAUUUAAAGGAUAUAUAGAGGUGGCACUUGGGGACGUGGUUUGGUGGUGGGCUUGGCAGUGGUUGGGCUCUUAGAGGUCUUUUCCAGCCUUAAUGAUUCUGUUAUUCAAAGUAGACAAAUCACCCCUCCUGCAUGUGUGUCAGCAAGUAAUUCUAAACCUUUCCUCUGGGCUGCUGCUGAUUUCCCACUUAAUAAAUAUUCCAAAUGACCUGGGGCUGAAGUGCAGCUCCUGAGGUGCUGUGCUCCAGGCUGUGCCCGGUGAUUUCCCCUGAGGAAACCUGUGUACAGAAGAUGAGAGUUCUUAUUCCAAGAGAGUUAUUUGGCUGUGGGCUGCAGAACUGCUGGUUAGAGUCUCUGCUUUAGCCUGGGGCUAUGGGCACUGCAUUUACAUUAACUGUGCUUAUACAGACUGCCCUUAAAGCUGGAUAAAGGACACUUUACCAGCUUCAUCCUCUGGGUUCUUAGUGUUUUACACUCAUUGCUCCUCUGCUUGGUUAAUCCAGCAGAAUGCCAUGGUUGGAAACUUAGAAAUACGAAGGUUUCAUUUCCAUAACAUUUUAAAUUAUUAAACAACAUGUGGAUAUUGAGGUCACUAAGUAAGACUGGGGAAAAAUGUUGUUCCUUUUGUUGGUUCUAUAAAUGGUUGUUUCCUACUCUCCUUUUGUAAUAAUUACUAUCCAGAGCUAUUUAAUUAUUGAUCCCGUGGCUCCAGCUGGUGUGACAGUGUGAUUUACAAAGCAGGAGCAGCACCUGAGGGACACAAAGGCAACUGUUCAGGUUCUGGGCCUGAGCUGAUGGUUGUUUUCCCAGUGCUUUGGAUUCUCCUCAGUUUUCAGGAUCUCGAGCUCUGUGGUUCCUUGAAGCUACACUAGUCAUAUACUUUGAUGUAGUGUGGUACUCUGUGUAAUCAUUCACUCAGGAAUCAUUUUGUAGGGAAAAAUGUUGGAAUAGUGCAGAAUUCAGUGGUGAAUGUGGCUUGUUGGUGUGUUCCCUUAGUAUCUGGUCAAAACAACCAGCAAAGGCACUGGGCUGUUCUGCCCCAUCUGCAGCUGCUCCUGAAGAGCCAGCCUGGGUUGGUGCUUCACCUCUGUGUGAACUGAACUGGCUGCAACUUGUCCUCUCCUGAGCCUGUUCCCUUGGUUCCCAGCCCAGCUGAUACCCUUUGAGAGAACAAUGGCAGAGGGCACCCCUUGUUUUAGUGGCACAUUCCCUGCUCCUGCUGUUUGUAGGAGAACUAGGAACAGCUUUUCCUCAUGCAGAUUUACUGGAGCCGCAGUCUUUUAUCUUAGAAACUCUGGCUUAGAUCCUGUCUAAAAGCAGCAGGUUUUUAUCAAGAUGUAAAACAAGUGUCAGCUGGGAGGAGUCCUGACUAGCCAGAACCAGAAACCUUACCCUUAGCUGUUAAGGCAGUCUCUGAUUUGCUUAACAUGGGCAAUGUGUAACAGGAAAAGUCCAUUUUUAUGCAAUUAGAAAAGUUAUUAUUCCUCCUUAUGUCCUGGAAAAGCACGUUUUUCACUUGGGGAGUUGGACAACAAUGGAAAACUCUCUAUGAUCCCAUUCUCAGCUCUUUGAACACACAAUUCCCACACAGCUGAACAUGGGAGCCACCUUCACUGCAUCUCUGAGCAUUCAUUUCUGCUCUACACGUGCUCCAUGCACCAAGUCCAAAAUGGUGUUUUCCUUCCUUUCAGCUGAGCUGAGGAGGCCUUUAUGCAAGUCAGCAGUACAUAUGUCCACACAUCAGAACAUUCUCAAUUACAAGCUUAAGUUUCUGUGGGCUUUCACUGUAUAGCACAUUCUUCACUGUCUUAAACUUUAUUGUGGUUUCUACGGUGAUCUUUCCUGAUGCAUCCCCAGCCUUUCCUACAGGAUGCUCAGCAGUGUGGGUGGAGUGGGAAAGGCAGAACAACUGCUGUGUGAGGAGGAACACACUGGUGCAUUGGAUGAGGCUUAUGGAAAAGAGUUACACACUGGUCCUCUUGAAAUGGGAGACAGCAAGUUAGGAAAUGCUGUUUGAGUAGUUGGCCAUGCUAAAAAGGAGAGAUGAGAGCCCUGCUUCUCCUGACUUUUCCUACCAUUUCAUUACAGUAAAAGCCAACCUGUUGGGUGCUGAGCUGUGGAUGCUUUAGCAAAGCCCUUGUAAUGCUUUUGUAGUUUUGUUAAAUUUGUAUUAUUGAGACAAAGAGGGUUCCAGACUGAGGACAAACCUUCCCCUGCCCACUGCUCCUGGCUCUGCAUGAGACUGGACAGGUCAUGGAAGCUUGGGUUUGCUCAUUUAUAAAACUGGUAUUGUACUUUUAGGUAUAUUUUCUUACCUACAUAUGCAUACUUAUAAAUUUUUCACUUCUGCAGAGGAGAAAUGGCUCAUAAAACCAAGGUAACACUACACUUAGUUGCUGCUUUUCCUCACCUGCUUUGGGAUUGGAAACUUCUCCCUGCCACAGUGGUGGUUUUGGGAAGUAGAAAUGUGCAAUGCAACCAGUAAUAUGGCACCAAAACAGGUUUGGUAUUGAUUAGUAUCCAGAGACUAAGAGAGGGAAACCAUUGCUCUGCCUGGUGCUGUUGUUUAAGCUGGAGUGUAGCUGUUCCACCAGCUGCCAAGAUCCAAGCUGUUUUCUUUGAAAACCUAAGGGGUUUUUUAACUUUUACACUGGAUUUUGGGCCUUGACCUGUAUCUUGGUGAAUAAUUCUUAGCAUCCAACUUGUGGGAUGUCACUCUCCUGUCAGGUUUCGGUGUGAUAGAUGGUUGCAUGUUUGGUUUGGGUGCCAUACACAUAAAUAACACUCUUUUGAUGUCUAUGGUAGCUUAACUGGUCUUAAACCAUCCUUUUAUUCCAAGAGCAUUUUAAAAUUAUUAUUUUUGUUUCUGUCUAAGUUUAUAAUCCUCCAUUUCUUCUCUCUUCUGUGUUUUGUAGUUUUCAUAUGUGCUAAAUGUUUCCUUCUGUGAGGGUUGUGUUGAUGUGCAGUGGCAACCCCAUAGCCAGGGCCAAGGCAGCCAGUCCCAGGAGCUGCACCCUGCCCCUCGGGGUCCCUCCAGCCCUGCAUGUUCUGUGAUCCCAGGAGUUAUUGCAGAGCCUUUCCAGAAGCCAGGCUCUCUGUGACUCCAGAAGCCAGGCUCUGUCCUCCCACAGGUGUAUCUCAGUGAUGCUGCAGAGUUUUUUGGGGGUAGAAGUUACUACACAGACACAGUUAUUUGCCCUCAAAAGCAGUGAGGAGCUGGAAAGCUGAAUCCAGCUCUAAUGAAUGAAGUCCCAAAGCUGGCAGCAUUCAGCACUUUGAUGGGCUGGGGAUAUUUUCUAGCAAGAAAAUUAAUUUCUGAGACUUGUUGACAGAAACAUCAGGAAUGGAUCUGCUGCCUUUGUCUCCACCCACCCCAGCCAAGAGUGGGGGGAGAGAAGCAGCUUUUUUAUAAAUAGCUCCGUUCCUGUUGUAUUUGUAAAUUUGGUGCUUUUUGUGUCAGUGACAUCACCCUCUUCUCCAUGGCAACCCCCUCUGAUAGCAAAACUGCAGGGCACUGCCAGAGGAACUCAAACCAGCACAUGAACAGGUUGAAUUGAGAUGAGUUAAUUGAGAAAUAGUGCAGGGGCAACAGGAGGGGGUGGGAAACAGCAGCGAGGAGGUUCCUGCCAGCUCUGCUGCCCCGGAAAACUGUCCCCUGGAAUGGCUGUUUCCCAGAGCUCUGCCCCAUCUCCUCUUUGUGUAAGUCCCUGUCAGGAGGAGGCAGGUGGAAGGCAGGCAGGCAUCUUAUUCCCCAUCUCCUAUGUGUCUGGAGAGCAGCACUACAGGUGACUAAGCAGGAGGAGCAUGGCUGACUCACUCCUGAGUUAUUUUCUCACUCCUGUUCUCUUCCCCCUCCCAUCUUUUCUGUUUGUUUUUUAGCUUUGACCCGACAGUUUGCAUUUUUCCUCAGGCCCUGAUGUGAAAGAAUUAGCAGCAGGCUUUCUUGUUACCUAAUGUUCACAAAAAUGUGCUUGUGGUUAUCCACGGGGGAAAUGGAAGCCAACUCCAAAAGCAAGAAAAGAGAGUUCUCUGGAUAAAACACCUCCAUCUUAAAAAAAAAAAAAAAAGUGCAUCUCCUUUCUGAAUUGUUGUU